AUGGCUAUGCGACGAUUCGUGGCACGUCGAGGAUCACCGGUUGAGAUCUAUUCCGAUAACGGAACGAAUUUCCUUGGCGCCAAGAACGAUCUCGUAGAAGAAUGCAAAACCAUCAACACCGAAUUGGCAACGACAUUUACGAACACCGUAACCAAGUGGUACUUCAAUCCGCCUUCCGCGCCGCACAUGGGAGGUGCGUGGGAGCGCCUUGUUAGGUCUGUGAAAACAGCGUUCUUUGCGAUGACCACAUCUAGAACUCCAAAUGAAGAGACCUUCUCCACCGUUCUCGUCGAAGCUGAAGCAGUUGUCAACUCUAGGCCCCUAACUUUCAUCUCAUUGGAAAAUGACUCACAGGAAGCUUUGACGCCGAAUCAUUUCCUGCUUCUGAGUUCUACAGGCAUCGGUCAGCCGCGUAUGAAAUUCGUUGAAUCUGGACUGGCCCUUAGGGACGACUGGAAUCACAACAGGCACUUGGUUGAUAUUUUCUGGCAUCGCUGGGUGAAGGAGUAUUUGCCCAUCAUCGCGAGGCGAACUAAAUGGUUCGAAGAAACAAAGUCUCUGGAACCAGGAACUCUGGUUGUGAUAAUCGAUGAAUCUAUCCGAAAUGGCUGGACCCGCGGACGUGUUUUGGAUGUUAUGAAAGGAGCUGAUGGACGAGUACGACGAGCAACGGUGCAAACUUCUAAAGGACUCAUUACCAGGCCGGUAGCUAAGUUAGCGGUUUUGGAUGUCGCCCCCGAAAAGGUUCCACUGGGUGCGGGAGGCAGUUGUCUCCAUCGGCCGGCGUCGUUGGUGCUGGGCGUCGCAUUGAAGCGCCGCCGCGUGUCCGGGAACGAACCACCAGUAAAGGUGUCGUCCGAGACCGAAACCGAGCCCGAGAUUGGUGAAGCGGAUCAGCAACCGGCCGACCGAUGUAGUGCUCAGAUUCAGGAACCGCUGCUUCAGGAGCCGUCGUCGCCGUCCUCAUCACCGUUGCCGUCGUCGUCUCCGUCGAUGGCCGCUAUUGAUUCAGCGGCCUGUAGCUACAAUGAAGAGAAUCGCCAACGUUCAUUAGCUGUGUCCAAUGUUAAACUGCAAGCGUAG
Uranotaenia lowii is the source of this 1083-nucleotide messenger RNA. RefSeq lists its product as uncharacterized. Gene Ontology annotation, molecular function: nucleic acid binding. Gene Ontology annotation, biological process: DNA integration. The coding region runs from base 1 to 1083 and encodes 360 amino acids. The record is from RefSeq and is a predicted model, not a curated record. The transcript has 3 exons. Lineage: Eukaryota; Metazoa; Arthropoda; Insecta; Diptera; Culicidae.